This is a messenger RNA of Pygocentrus nattereri (red-bellied piranha), 1873 nucleotides long. It is a transcript of the gene hdac3, whose product is annotated as histone deacetylase 3. Gene Ontology annotation, molecular function: histone deacetylase activity. NCBI's taxonomy places the organism in Eukaryota, Metazoa, Chordata, Actinopteri, Characiformes, Serrasalmidae. The record is from RefSeq and is a predicted model, not a curated record. The transcript has 15 exons. The coding region runs from base 124 to 1410 and encodes 428 amino acids.
GAUGAUGACGAACUUACAAUGGCGACCAUUUGGUGAAUGAAGCUGUGAGAAACAUUUAGCUUAGCUGGCCGUUUACUAAAACAUAGCUUCGAAGUUGCACUCUCAGUCUGGGUUGGAAGUAAAAUGACGAACCGGACGGCUUAUUUCUAUGAUCCAGAUGUUGGGAACUUUCACUAUGGUGCUGGACAUCCAAUGAAACCUCAUAGGUUGUCCUUAACCCACAGUCUGGUCUUGCAUUAUGGCUUAUAUAAGAAAAUGAUGGUUUUCAAACCAUACAAGGCAUCCCAACAUGAUAUGUGUCGUUUCCAUUCAGAAGACUAUAUUGAUUUUCUGCAGAAGGUCAGCCCAAACAACAUGCAAGGCUUCACAAAGAGCCUUAAUACCUUCAAUGUUGGAGAUGAUUGUCCUGUCUUUCCAGGGUUGUUUGAGUUUUGCUCCAGAUACACUGGUGCUUCGUUGCAAGGAGCAACUCAACUAAAUCAUAAGAUCUGUGACAUUGCUAUCAACUGGGCUGGAGGUUUACAUCAUGCUAAGAAGUUUGAGGCUUCUGGAUUUUGUUAUGUGAAUGACAUUGUCAUCAGCAUACUUGAACUGCUAAAGUACCACCCACGUGUGCUGUACAUCGACAUUGAUAUUCAUCAUGGUGAUGGAGUUCAGGAAGCUUUUUAUCUUACAGAUCGGGUCAUGACCGUGUCCUUCCAUAAGUAUGGGAACUAUUUUUUUCCAGGGACAGGUGACAUGUAUGAAGUUGGUGCAGAGAGUGGUCGCUACUACUGCCUGAAUGUGCCUCUCCGUGAUGGGAUUGAUGACCAGAGCUACAGACAAUUGUUUCAGCCUGUGAUCAAGCAAGUAGUUGACUUCUAUCAGCCAACCUGUAUUGUGCUUCAGUGUGGAGCAGACUCACUGGGCUGUGACAGACUGGGAUGCUUCAAUCUCAGUAUACGAGGUCAUGGGGAAUGUGUGGAGUUUGUGAAGAGUUUCAAGAUCCCCCUGCUUGUGCUGGGUGGAGGAGGGUACACUGUACGCAACGUGGCUAGAUGUUGGACAUAUGAAACAUCUUUGCUAGUUGAAGAGUCCAUUAGUGACGAACUACCUUAUAGUGAGUACUUUGAAUAUUUUGCACCUGAUUUCACACUUCAUCCAGAUGUCAGCACAAGGAUUGAGAACCAAAACUCCAGACAGUACUUGGAACAGAUUCGUCAGACUGUCUUUGAGAAUUUGAAGAUGCUAAACCAUGCACCAAGUGUUCAGAUCCAUGACGUUCCCUCAGACCUGCUGAGCUAUGAGCGCACAGAUGAUGCUGAUCCUGAUGAAAGAGGUUCAGAAGAGAACUAUUCCAGGCCUGAGGCAGCAAAUGAAUUUUAUGACGGCGAUCAUGACAAUGACAAAGAGAGUGAUGUGGAAAUCUGACCCUCCAGCCAGUGGAAAUCCUCCACAUUUCUUCUAAAAAUUGGACUUUGUUUACUAAAAGCUGACUUGCCAUGUAAUUGAGCAAAAGCCAUCUCGAAGUACUUUUUUGUUGGUUAUUGUACUGUAAAUGCAUAGUAUUUUAACAUAGGACACUCGCCUGUGUAGCAUUUUCAGACUUGAAAAUGUUUCUUGUGUAUUAUUGUUUUAGCUUUCUUAAAUAGUUACUUUCUUUUGUAUUAUUUGCAGUAAACUUGUAAAACUAUGAACUGGUCACAAAAGUCUUUCCUAGUGAAAUAAGAUGCUUCACAAUGGAUCUUCUUCCAAAACAAGUCAGUUCUUUCAGCCUAUGCUGUGUAACACUUGAAAUAACACAUUAUGGUGUCUUCUUUGACAUAUGUAAAUGUUAGAGCUGGAAUUAUACAUAUUGCUUGUUAAAGUAUGGACUAAUAACAGAUGAAAAUCA